UAUAAUAUUUCCGAAAUUGGGGAUUUUUACUUAGGGAUCCACAUAGAAAUUUUUCAGCACACAAAGAAGAUGAAAGAAUAGGGUCUCGGCUGCUGGGGUUUGAAACCAGGGGCGACGGCAGCAGGGCAGCGACGACGUCGACAAUCUCCACGGCAGGCGCGCGUACCACAAAGGAUCCUGCUGCAGACGGUGAAGUCAACUGGUGUGUUGUCGUCAACAUGUUGGAUUCCUGCUAUAGGCGUACAAAGGCGGAUAAGAAGGCAAACAUAGGCGCAUGACUCCUAGGUUCUCUCGGCUCCGACAACUAUAGCAGAGGGUCUCGACGGCGACACUGUUGCAUAUGGUCUCGGCAACAGAAAACAAACAAAGAGCAAAGGAGAAAGCAACAAUGGAGUUCUUCCCUACGAAGUGCUUUGGCUCCAAUGGUUCUACACUAAUCUCAGCCUCAACAUCUCCAUUCUCUUGAGCAUUUCACUAAAUCAAGGUCUAUAUUGAGAAAUAUUUCUUUGGCGCAAUAGUAGACAACAUUGGUAGUUGAAGUUUUUAGAAUCAAAAAUAUAUUUCACUAACUUUGUAUACAUUUCUUGUGUUAAUAUUUGGUGAUGAUAGAAUUUGACCAUAGAAUAAACUAUCAUGUAAUAUGAUUUUGAGUAAUUAAUAAAAAAUUAUUUUGUUGUAUUUUCUUUUGAAAAUUUUAGAAAUCUAACAUAUAUAAUACAUUUACGACAUUCAAAGGGAUAUAUAUAUAUUUUAAAAAGAUUUACUUUUAAGGGCAUGCAAAGUGAGUCCUAAUAUUUUAUUUUAAAGACACUCAACGGGAUCUUUGCGAGUCCUAAAAAAUUACUUAAAGGCACUCAACUAGAUUUUUUAGGACUCCCUAAAAACAUUCUUUUAGGACUCGCAAUGCAAGUCCUAAAAACUUAAUUAGAGGCAGUCAACGAGAGGUUUUAGGACUCACGUUGCUAGAAAUACCUUCACCCAGGUCGCGUAAAGAAGUUCAAAGCCUAACUGGAAAGGUGGCAGCUUUGAAUCGUUUUAUUUAAAAAUCCAUUGAUAAGUGCCUGCCGUUCUACAACUUGCUCAAAGGAAAAAAAAUAUUUGAAUGAACCGAGGAAUGCGAAUAGGCAUUCCUCGAACUAAAAAUGCUCUUGGCUGAGCCCCUACUAUUGUCUAAGCUUAUGUCUGGAGAGCCUCUAUUCCUUUAUUUGGUCGUGACAGAAAAUGCAAUCAAUGUCGUGUUAGUUCGACAAGAAGACCGUGCUAAAAAAAUAAUGUAUUAUAUAAGCAAGAGAUUUCUCGGAGCUGAAUCACGGUAUCCACUGAUAGAAAAGCUGACAUUAUGUCUGAUAUUGACUUCCAGGAUGCUCCAGCCAUAUUUCCAUUCCCAUUCAAUUAACGUCAUGACCGACCAACCUUUAAGGUAGGUGUUGCAAAAACCUGAAACGUCGGGACGUCUUUUAAAAUGGGUAGUUGAACUCAGCCAGUUCAAGAUAUUAUACGUGCCAUGGACCUCAAUGAAAAGUCAGGCCCUUGCUAAUUUUGUGGCUGAAUGCACCGAAUUUCAAGAGAAGCUUUUGAACGUACCGGUGCAAGAGGUGUGGAAAAUAUUUGUAGAUGGAUCAUCGAACGAGAACGGGUCAGGAGCUGGGAUCAUAUUAAUCUCCCUGGAAGGGAAUCAAUUCCAUACAUCUUUAAGAUUCGGAUAUGAAGUAUCUAACAACGAAGCCGAAUAUGAGGCCUUACUAGAUGGACAGAGAGUGGCGAAGGAGCUCAAAGCGAAGGUCGUCCAGUGCUAUAGCGAUUCUCAGCUUGUGGUUAAUCAGGUUAUGGGAGAGUAUCAAGCUCGAGGCACCAAGAUGGUGCCUUACCUAGCUAAGGUGAAGGGGGAGCUAUCCAAAUUUGAGUACAGUACUAUUGAACAUAUACCUCUCGAAUAGAAUUCUAAUGCUGACGCUUUGGCAAGGCUUGCCAACACCAUGGAAGCUGAGACCUUGAAUGUAGUGCCGGUAGAGUUCUUGGAGAGUCCGAGAAUGACAGAAAAAAUGGUAGAGUUUGAGAUGAUCGACACAAGAUCGACCUUGAUGACCCCCAUAAUGGAAUACCUUACAACAAGAAAGCUACCCGAGGAAAGAAAGGAUGCAAGGAAAAUACUAUAUCAAGCUCCGAGGUAUGUGAUAUUUGAUGGGAAAUUGUACCGACGUGGUCAUUCAUUGCCUCUCCAAUGAUGUUUUCUGCCCAAGGAAGCUAAAACCAUUUUGCAAGAAGUGCAUGAAGGUUUUUGUCGAGAUCAUGCUGGGGGGUAAAGCCUAGCACUGAAAAUAUUGAGGCAGGGCUAUUUUUUGCCCAAUUUAACAAAAGAUUCCAUCUCAUAUGUUCAGCAAUGCGACAAAUGUCAGCGCUUCGCCAUAGUUGCCCAAGCUGCUCCAGUCGAGCUAACGAUGAUCUCAUCCCCGUGGCCAUUUGCGAUGUGGGGAAUCGACCUAAUAGGGUCCCUACCUGUAAUGCCCCAAAAUUCCUAAUAAGGUUUAGGACCUUGAUUAGGAUGCAGGGAGGGCCAUAAUUGAUUUAUUAUGUUAUUAAAUGAUUAUAUGCAUGUUUAUGUGAAUUAUAUUAUUAUUUGAUGAUAAAUGCAUGCAUGUGGGUUUAUUUUUAAUUAUAGGGGCGUUUUUGGUAAUUUGGCCCAUUGAGGGCGUAAUUGUGUAUUUACAUGCAUGUUUGUGAAUUAUGAAUAAUACCACGUUAUAUGUGGAUUUGUUCGAGCCAUUCAGCAUGAGACGAUCUCAGAAUGCAAGUUAUCAGUCUGGUCAUAAGGGGGUUAGUUUCGGGGCUCGGGGUGAGUCUCGAGGUAAUUUUAUAAUUAGAACAUUACCGGGAAUUAAAGGGUAGUGGGAUAUGAUUUGUUAGCAUUUGAGAAUAUUGGGAAUAAUGGGAACUGGAGGGUGUUAACUAUGAUUAACGAGAUAGGCGGGAAAGGACGAUUUUUCCCUUGGUGGCUGUUAAGGGUUUUAAUUAGGCAUGAGGGAAUUUUGGUCUUUUUACCUUAAGAAUAGAUAUAAACCAUUAAGCUGCAGCAAAACAGAUCAUCUUCAUCUUUUUCUCCCGUUCAUCUUUUUCCCUCCUUUUUCCUUUGAAUUCUUUAGCUCUAUUUGAGAAACCAAGCUAAGGAAGUGGACUUUAAUGAUCUAGGGUUAUGUUCUACCAUUGAAGAGGGUGUGAUUCUGAGAUUGAGGCGAGUUUUUAACCAUUAAAACUCUUGUUCUUGCUCUGCUUUUCUAUUUGAGUUUCAACUGGAUUUUGAGUUGGAUAAUGGGAAUUGAUGGGAAUUUUUGGCUAAGGUUACUUGGGUUAUGAUGCCUAGGGCUUGUGUAUAUGAUAUUUGGGUUCAUUUGGGGGUUUGGAAGAAGUUUGGAAGCUGGUUUUUCAGGUUGGAAAUGGAGGACUCGAAGGAGGGAAAAACUAGGGUUGAAAACCCUGGUUGUAGCGCUAUAGUGCCCAUCAAUGGGUGCUACAGCGCUAGCCAAGGAGUGUUUCACUAUGCCAAGGCGUUGGGGCGCUAGGGGGGUAGCGCUACCCUGCUUUUCUAGAUUCCUAUUUUAGGCACUUUUGAGGGUUUUUGGCUCAGGCUUUCAAUUCCUAAGGCACGAGAUCGAAUCUACUCACCGUUUGGGUACAAUUCGGAGUCCCGAGAGUGAGGUUUAGGUCAAGACCCUUUCAUUGUUGAUUUUCAUUAAUAGAUGUUAUAUUUGGUUAUGACUAGGUGACCGCUAAGGGAUUAAAGGAUCGAUCGUUCUCAAGGGUUGUUCAAUUGUUAUUUCUCGCUCGAACCAGAGGUAAGAAAACUGCACCCAGUAUGUGAUGCAUGAGAAACAUGUGAUUAGGGCAUGCCAUGAAUGUUGGAUAUGAGAUUGAUUAGAGCUUGAGUAUCUGUGUUUGUGCAUGAUCGUAAUUUUGCUAGCAAUUGCAAAGUAAGCAUGAUGAAUGCCCUACAUUUGGAUAUUUGACAUAUGAUAUAUGCCUGGUUGCAUUGCUUACUUGUGCAUGGCACUGACCCAUGAGUCAGAAAUCGGCAAUGGUGUCGGUAUUAAUUGUGAAGUUGUGACUCACUAGUCAAGUUCAGCAAUAGUACUGAGCACUGGUCGUAUAGUAUUGGCUUAAGAGUCAAGAACGGUCUUAGUGUGUUUAACUCAAGCCAAAAAGAUUAGAUCUAAUCGACAUCAGCUUUGAAUGACUCAUCAUGAGCAUUAAUGCAGAACCGACCUCAAGUUCAAUGAAAACUAAAAGCGCUUGUCUAGCCUAUUGCUAGUCACUUAGAGCCACGACUAGAAGGCCCAUGUGACUGCAUCGUCACAUGGCUAUGGGCUUCAAGCCCCAACAUGGUUAUCAGAACCUCAAGCGUUAAAUCAGUCAUCUGACUAGGGCUAUACACCCCAGCAUGGUUAUCAGAACCUCAAGUGUUAAAUCAGUCAUCUAAUUAGGGCUAUAAGCCCCGACAUGGUUAACAGAACCUCAAAGUGUUAAAUCACUCGUCUUAUUAGGCUUGACUUGAUAGUUAUCCAUUCAGGAGGAUAGGAUCCCCCAUCAUUAUUUGAACCUAUUUGCAUGCAUGAAUAGGGUUGUUAUUGCUAGGCAUGCACGUUAUGAAUUAGUAACAUGUUAUUACUGUUCAUGAGCAUAUUGAGUGUGGAUGCUCAAAUUUCACCAAGGGCAAAUAUGGAGGUUUACCCUCAUUAGCCUCAGGCAAUCCGAGCAACCCAAUAUUUUCCCCACGACACAUGUCUCAUAGCAGGCCUUAAUGAAGAUGCCUCGAGAGCCAUGCCACAUGAGGCCCCCGGCUCACCUCGUCCGCGCGCACCUGAGCGGUCACGCGAGGUCCAGCCUCGUCUCGACCCUGCGCGCCGAACGCACACGCGAGUCCCCCGCCUCACCUCGUCUGCGCGCACCCGAGGGGUCUCGCGAGGCCUAGCCUCGUCUUGACCCUACGCACUCGAACCGCACACGCGAGGCCCCCGCAUCGCCUCGUCUGUGCGCACCUGAGGGGUCACGUGAGGCCCAGCCUCCUCUCGACCCUGCGCACCGAGCCACACACGCGAGGCCCCCGCCUCACCUCGUCCACCCGAGGGGUCAUGCGACGCCCCGUCUCGUCUCGAACCUGCGCGCCCGAGCGGCACACGCGAGGCCCCCCCGCCUUGCCUCGUUCGCGUGCACCCGAGGGGUCACGCGAGGCCCAGCCUCGUCUCGACCCUGGACGGCCGAGCCGCACACGCGAGGCCCCCACCUUGCCUCGUUCAUGCGCAUCUGAGGGGUCACGCGAGGCCCAGCCUCGUCUCGUCUCGACCAUAUGCGCCCGAGCCUCAAACGCGAGGCCCCAUCCCGCACACGCCAUGCCGCACCAACAGGAGCCCCCGUGCGUGCCGAGGAUGCCCUUAGGGGCCUCGCGUGAGAUGGCCUCACUUUGACCACGUGCCUGGGCACCUCGCGGGACCUCUCACAUCUAGCCCCUUUAGCCCAGCAAGUAAAGUUUAACUCCCAAACAUAUCUUUUCUCGUCAAUAAGCACUCUGGUGCUUAGAUAGACACAAAGGAGCUAGAUUGACAGGCACACCUUCGGAGGGUGAGAGUACCCACUAGUUGCAGGGUACACGCAUGAAUAUGGAAUAUACCUACAAAGCUGGAGGGGUCAGAGUACAAAUACGGUACCCUCGCCAGACAAGUAGUGGGAGCACCAGGAGAGGGGGCAUAGCAUACGUGUCUAUGGCCAGAUGUCAGAGUUGACACCACCACCUGCACCACUCCUCUGACAUUCGUACGAAGCAAGUAGUGGGGACAUCCUCAUGGUACCUGGCCACGUACCGGAACCAACACCACUACCCCUGAAACCACUCUCCUGACAGUGUACUUGUGUACCACCUGGUCCCCUGGACCACAAUGUAUCAGGGGCCACUAGAGCCCACUAUAAAAGCAACUCCACUUCCACUUGGAAGGGGGUUGUUGGAAAAAUUACUGUAGCAUUGCACCAUAGUCCAUACAAACUGAGUUCACCAUUUUUCUUCUACAAUUAUUCUUGGAGUUUCUACUUAGAUUUCUAAAGUUUUUCUUUUGAUAAUCUCCACGUUUCUAUUUUUCUAACUUGACUUAGAUGACGAGUUCUCACCGUCAAUAGUUUGGCGCCGUCUGUGGGAAGAAUAGAUUGCCAGUCACUGUUGUUCCGUCGAUUCCGAUAAGAAAAAAAUUCCUCGACGUUCGAAACGGUUGAGAGAGCUGCGCAAGGUGGAAGUCCACCUUGACAGAGAUCAGCUAAAAGCCUCCAUGAGGGAUCCUCCUCCACAUGCAAACAUGGAGGCCCCAAGGGAGCCUGAGGCACAUAGAGACGAAAGGGAGGCCUCGUCCCCAGAAGUCCCACCUUAGGAGGAUCGCCCAAGGUCGGCAACCGCCCCGGCUAGGGGCGCCGAUGAGUUCCUGCCUCCAAAAUCGCCGCAGGUGCAAAACCACGGUCGGCAGUAUCCAGGCCCAUCAAAGCGCCUGGCUGACAAGCACCCUCGGGUCCACCCCGUGAGCUCUAGUUCUAAGUCUCAAUUCUACGAAGAUGAGAUACGAGAACUUCAUCGUAAGAAUCAGAGGCUAGAAACCACCUUGGAGAACAUGCAAGAGGUGCUAAAUGGCCUGUUGCAAUGGAGAUCACACGUGACACUCCCUAAGCAGAAAGAGAGAGGCCAGGGGGGAGUAAAAACCACCGUCCCAGUAGAUGAUGGAUGGACCCGACUCUCCACUAGUAACACCCCCUGGACGAAGCAGUAUGAACGUCCCGGACCACUGAAGCAGCCCCACGGGCCAGGGCCGAAGACCAAUGCUGCCCCUCGUAACGAUGAAGAGGUCACCUCAAAGAGAGCACCCUCAGAGCUACGAGAAGAGCUCAAAAAAAAGAGGGCGGGUAAAAGGGCCACACCCCCUAACCCGUUUGCUUUGAGGGACUCCCUAAGCAAGAGAAGGCAAGACCUGGACACAGAAAUGAGGAGCCUGCGAAGCAAAAUUGUCACCGCCUCCAAAGGUCAAGCCUUUGAGGAAGAGUUCGAUCAUGAGUCACCCUUCAUCAAGGAGAUCCAAGCCAUCCGGCUCCCAAACAACUUUAAGGAGCCCUAUAUGACCCCCUAUAAUGGAAGCACAGAUCCAAAAUACCAUCUAGAUACAUUUAAUGACCUGAUGAAGCUGAGGGGAAUUGGAAGCGGGGCGAGAUGUCAUUGCUUCGCUGUCACAUUAAAAGGACCUGCGUACAAAUGGUUCAAAACACUUAGACCGGGGUCCAUCAGAUCUUGGCAACAGCUUUCGGAUGAAUUCCUUCAACAGCACCACAUCGUGCGAGACUACACGAUGCCAGGCACCAGCCUCACAAAUGUGAAGCAAGGAGAAAAUGAGAGUCUGAAGAGCUAUAUUCACAGGUUUAAUAUGGAGGCAGCUAAAUUAGGGAGCUUGACCCGCCGAGAGCUAAAAAUGGCCAUCACAGCUGGAGUACGCCCAGGAAGCAAGUUAUGGGAUAACAUGCUCAAGAGGGAGGUCACAGACUUUGAUGAUUUCUACGAGCGGGCACAAAAAUACAUUCGUGUGGAGGAUGGUCACGAGAACCUCAAAGCUGGAAAAGGCCCGUCGCCCCCGAAACCUUCAGUCCGAGAAAACCAAAGCGGUGCAAAGAAGAAGGGGGUUUAUGAGGGAACGAGAGAUGAUCGACCCCGGAAGCAUCAACACUCUGAUGAGCGUCUACAGGGCCCCUACACCUUUUACACUAACCUCACCCAUGCCAGAGAGCAUAUUUUCAUUACGAAUGAAAACCAGGUCCCUUUCAAAAGGCCCCCGCCAAUGAAAUAAGAUCGUUCUAAAAGAGACCCCAGCAAGUAUUGCCAGCAUCACAAGGAAAUCGGCCACACCACUGCGAAAUGCAACCAUUUGAAGGUGGAAAUCAAGGAGCUCAUCCGCAGGGGACAUUUGGGCAGAUAUGUUCGCAAGGAGAACCAGAGGCCAGAAGAAGGAGCGUCCCCACCGCGGGUGCGAAAGGUGGCCCCAGAAGUACAGGGAGAGGUCAUGACCAUCUUUGGAGGUCCAGGAUUCGGAGGCGAUUCAAGGAAGGGACGAGACAAAUAUGCCAAGGAGGCCAGACGAAGUCCACCACCGUGCGUCUUAAGUUUGGAGCAACGCCCCCCGAAGUGAUUCAAGGGCGAGAAUGACUCAAUAAUUUUCAUUGAAGAAUACGCGCAGGGGAUACAUUUCCCUCAUAAUGACCCCCUGGUGCUAACUGUCCAGCUUGCGAACAUGAGAGUACAUCGGGUCCUAGUGGAUAAUGGAAGUUCUGUAGACAUCCUGCAUCGCCCCACUUUGGAGAAGAUGGGACUGAGCGUCCGACACCGGAAACCCUACAAUUCCUCCCUUUACGGGUUCACAGGGGACUCGAUACAGCCCCUAGGUGCAAUUGAAUUAGCCCUCACCAUGGGGGAAAAACCUAGGCAAACCACCAUAAUGGAAAACUUUGUUGUGGUGGAUUGCACCUCAGCCUUCAACGCAAUAUUAGGGAGACCCUCUAUGAGAAAAUUGAAGGCGAUAACUUUUGUGUAUCACCUAGCUAUGAAAUUCCCAACCCUUGGGGGAGUAGCAUGCAUGAAAGGGGAACUGAAGGAAGCGAGGGAAUACUAUAACAUGUCCCUCCGCACAGCCACAAAACCAUCGGUGCCGAUGGCAAUGGUUGUGUAUAAAGGCGCGACCCACACGAGUUGGACCCACAAGUUACGGAACACCUGGAGAAAUGCUACCAGUGAGGCUUCGGCACCCGGUGCAAAGAGGACCUAUGUUUAGUUUGUUCCUUGUUAUGUUAGCUUAGUGAGUAAGAAUCAAAGAGGCUACCUAGGUAACCUCCCAAUUAGAUGUAACCCUUUUUUAUAUAUGCCAUUGUAAACCACAUGCUAUGAAUGAAACUGUUCGCAACUUAACGUGUUAUUUUUCUUCUCUAUGCGAGCAUCAGCCAAAGUGCCUGCCGAAAUAAAUUUCACCAAACACUUGGGGGGCAGAACAGGAGGCAAAAACAUACAGCAAGCAAGAAAGGACCCUCUAACAGGAGGAACCUAAAAAGGACUCCUAAAAGGGAGGAUCCUAAAAAGGACCCUCUUAUAGGAGGAACCUACAAAGGACUCCUAAAAAGGAGGAUCCUAAAAAGGACCCUUUAACAGGAGGAACCUAAAAAGGACUCCUAAAAAGGAGGAUCCUAAAAAGGACCCUCUAACAAGAGGAUCCUAAAAAGGAACCCUUGCACCAGGAUCCUAAAAAGGACCCUCUAACAAGAGGAUCCUAAAAAGGACCCCUUGCACCAGGAUCCUAAAAAGGACCCUCUAUCAGGAGGACCCUAAAAGGGACCCUCUGUCAGGAGGAUCCUAAAAAGGGCCCUCUAACAGGAGGAUCCUAAAAAGGACUCCUUGCAUCAGAGCCUUAAACAAAAUUCUUUAAAAGAGGAAUUCAAUUCGCGGUGAACUCUAACAAACAGGGAGAGGACCUUGCAAGGCAUCUCUAGGGUUCACAAGGAUUAGCUACCCUUAUGAACAUCAAGGAGGCCAAAAGGUCUUACAAAAAAAAAAAAAAAACACACUUCCAAGUAAAGGCAGAUGCUCCCAUAAGAGGAAAGACCUUAGAAAGAGCACCCACCAAUAAGCCUAGAGCGGCCACCAAGUCGUCUAGCCAAAAGGGGUCCUAAAAGAGACCCUUGCAAAAAUAGUACUAUGAAUAAUGAUGAGAAGGACGCUUCUCGCAAAAAAUAAUAAGUGCGCGCAAAAAUAUAUAAAAGGAUAGCUAGAACCCAAGGGGUGAAAAUAUCCUUAUAGAAACUGUCAAGGGGCACCAAAAAAGGGCCCAUUGAACCCUUUCACAUGGGCUCCAAAGGACCUCUAGCCUGAUAAAUAAAAGAGGGGAACCUACCAAACCCCAUCAUAUAGGCUCAAAAAAAAAAACCUCAAACACAAAUGAAUAAGAGAUGAAUAACCACACAUGUAUAUAUUAAAAAAGGAGUUUUGGUAACAUGGCAAGAUUUACAAGAAAAAAAAUAAUAAUAUUACAAAGGUUCAAAAUGAGCAUACACCCACAGCGGGAUAGUUUACAGAAAUGAUGAAAUGACAACCUCAGGGCCUCCUCCCAUGGGCGCUCCACCCAGCCGCCCGAGCAACGGCGUGCUCGCCGAAAGAAGAAAAAUCAAAGUUGGGAUCCUGCCUCCACACGCCGUAAAGGGCGCGCUCUAUGGACCUGUACUCAAUAGUUGUCCUAUCCGCCUCUAAGGAAGCAAAUCUCUCCUGCGACGCGGCUACAUCGGCCCUAGGAACCUCGAGUUUGGCCUUUAAGGAAGCGACUCUUUCCUGCGAAGCAGCCGCAGUAGCCUUGGUACCCUGGAGUUCGCCCUCGAGGCUGGUGACUUUUUCCUGCAGCAUCAUUUCUUUGGAAACCGCCUUCUUCUUCCUUUUUGACGAGACAACAAGUUUUGCCUGAGCCUUUUUUAGCUUAGACUUGGUUUCACCAAGCUCUCUCUCGAGCUCCUGGACCCGGGCCGUAAGGCGGUCCCUCUCGGUACUCGACGAAGAAAGAUUGUGGGCCGAGUCGGCAAACCACUGAGCCACAGUAUUGGCUUGCACAAGAAAGUUAACAACAAUAAUGAUAAGUAACAAAAAAAAAUGUGUGUAUAUAUAUCUAUAUAUAAUAAGGCCGACACAAGAUGCAUGAACUCACCCAUGCAGUAGUGCGCCUUAGAGUCUCCCCAAGGUCCGACAGGGCAAAACUCCCAAGACCAUUCCAGUUAGAUUCAGGGAGGUCUGAGGUGAUUUGGACGUACCGCCGCCCGUAAGAGGCGGCCAUGCGAGUCACCUAGGGCCCCCCUUCCUAGUCAAGGGCACCUGGCUGGGUAAGGACAGACGACCCGCUCGCCGAAACGGAAGGGGGCGCAGGAAAAUUGAAAAAGUGAGGCCCCGGUAGAUCAGAAAGGGGUGCAGGAAGAUUGGAAAAGUAAGCCCCUGAUGGACCAGGGUCGAGGGGAGCCUGAGGGAAAGCGUCAAAGUCCUCAGGGUCGGGGCAAACAAAAUGCCAUGGAAUGGUAUGCUGGCCUUGGGAGUGGGAGGCUAUGUCCGGGUCGAAAGAGACAAAGGGAGGACAUUCCCCAGGAGACGAGGACAGCUGGUGAGGUCCCCUGCGUCCAAGGAAGGCUUCCUCCGACACAUCCUCAGCCUCACCUUCAUCCGGGCAAGGCUCAGCCGAUGCCGCCUUCAUCUUCUUUGACCCAGGGAUGGUCCACAACAACCUGGGAUCUAAAACUGGGGACAGCUUGUGGAGGUUCAAAUUUUCCAUAGUGAAUAGGUACACAGCCUUUUUCAUAGCGAGGUCAGCGUUAAUAAAAUUAUUCACAGUGUCCGCUUUUGACUCAACAACUUCGGGUGCGGCGAAUUGCUCUGCAUAAUCCACAACAUUGUCAAGACAAACAUAAAUUGUAAAACAAUAAGUUUCACCAAAAAAAAAAGAGAGAGAGAAAUAAAGGUAGCUCGAGGUACUUACUGGGAGCGGAACGAAAAUGAUCUCGAACAGAAAGAGGGCCUUUCACGAAGAAAAAGUCCUACUUCCAGGACCCCGGAUUGGACACCGAGCCGUCUACCAAAGGGACUUCGCUGUUGGCUUUUUGCAGGAAGUAGAAGCCCUUGGAUCUGGGAGAGGGCAUGAGGUUCUACAGGAAGUGCACCUCUAGUGCCAUAGGAGCACGUUUGACAAGUUUCGCAAACGCGAUGAAGAGGCAGCUCAACAUCAGCCAACUGUUGGGCGCCAGCUGAAGUGGAGCAAGGUCGAAGUAGGUGAGGACCGUGAUGAAGAACGUGUGUAAUGGGAUGGUACCACCCGCCUUCAGGAUAUGCUCACUGAGGGCCACGAAGCUGGGACUAGGACAGUCAGCCCGGCAAUUGCCUGUUGGGGUGUAUAAGGCAUACUCCGGAGGAACGUGGUAGUGAUCUACAAUUUCCCUCAAUUUGUUCUCGGAGACGUGGGACACCAGGGUCAAUGCCAAUAGGCGGGCGUCAUCCCAAUCAUUAAUGGUCACCUGUCAUCGUCCACCUUUGGCCAUAUCUGCAAAACCAAAAGAAAAAGGUGAGGAAGAGACAGAACACUUGAUCCUCUAUUUUCUCUUCCUAGCAAGAGUCUUCCACCGGGGCACCGGCUGCGGAAGCGCUAAGCUAGGGAAGACCGAAAGUAAGGGUUGAAGAGAAGCGGAAGCGACCCCAUGACAGUCGUCAGGCAAGGAUGGGCUGGAAGGCUCAGGUGGAAGAUGUCUCUCCAUAAACUCCAACUCCCCCUACAAAUCUAAAAGGGUCACCCUAAGGCUCGCUACAUGGUCACUAAGGUCAGGGGGGAAAGGUGCUCCGUCUCCUCCCAACAUCGAGUCUAUUUCACUCUCCACCACCCAAAUUUUAUGCUUAAUUCAGCCACGUGCUUAAGAUGAUGGAUACGGGCCUGCCUUGAGGAGUCAUAGUCUUGGUAAGGGUUUUCCUCAGGGGACUCUGAGUCUGAAGACAAGUCAACAAACUCAACCCCCGGAGGUAUGCUGAACGGACCGUCACUGGCCAUGAGACCUCGUCCCAAAAGCAAAAAGGGGUUCACAUAUAAAUGAGAGGAUUACUACAAAACACAGAGGAAUGGGCUUAAAACCUCUAGAUACAAACGCCCUAAAUGAUCCACUACAGGGUAUAAACAAGGGGGCAUGCAACUGGGUUAACUCACGGCAAGCUCCGACCAAAGUACCCCGUCCCGAGUAAUGCUAAUUUGGACCCAAUGAACAUAAGGGAAAAAGAAAAUAUACCUCAAGUAGGUAAAAUGGGGCACUGUCGUGGUGAAAAGGAGGUCGAGGGCCAAAAGCACCGUCACGGUCAAAUAGAGGCAAGUGGUCGAAAUUACGCGUCUGCAAAAAUAAGUAGAAAAGAUGUGUUAGCCUUCUAAUAUAUGAAGGGACAUAAAUAGACCAAAAAUUAGCUCAUAUAUAUAUAAAAAAAAUGGAGGAAAUUAUAGCAAAAGUGAGGAUGUGGGGGAUUGAACCACUUACCUCUUCGAAGAAGAAGGAAUCUCAAAACCACUAAGCUAAGGAAGUAAGGUGUAAAUAAUAAGCCUUGCAUGAAGGCCUAUUUAUAAGAAUUAGAGAGAAGAGUCUACCAAAGCACCUAAAGGUCCUCUCCUAGACUGGGGGGUAAGUGUGGAUGCUCAAAUUCCACCAAGGGAAAAUAUGGAGGUUUACCCUCAUUAGCCUCAGGCAAUCUGAGCAACCCAAUAUUUUCCCCCAGACCCAUGUCUCAUAGGAGGCCUUAAUGAAGAUGCCCCGAGAGCCAUGCCACGUGAGGCCCCCACCUCACCUCAUCCGCGCGGACCUGAGCGGUAAUGCGAGGCCCAGCCUCGUCUCGACCCUGCGCGCCGAGUUGCACACGCAAGGCCCCCGCCUCGCCUCGUCCGCGUACACCCGAGGGGUUACGCCAGACCCAGCCUCGUCUCGACCCAGCGCGCCUGAGCCGCACACGCGAGGCCCCCGCGUCUCCUCAUCCACGCGCACCUGAGGGGUCAUGCGAGGCCCAGCCUCGUCUCGACCCUGGGCACCGAGCCGGACACGCGAGGCCCCCGCCUCGCCUCGUCCGUGCGCACCCGAGGUGUCACGCAGGGCCUAGCCUCGUGUCGACCCUGCGUGCCCGAGUCGCACACACGAGGCCCCCCCGCCUCGCCUCAUCCGCGUGCACCCGAGGGGUCACGCGAGGCCUAGCCUCGUCUCGACCCUACGCGCCCGAGCCGCACACGCAAGGCCCCCGCCUCCCCUCGUCCGCGCGCACUUGAGGGGUCACUCGAGGCCCAGCCUCGUCUCCACCCUACGCGCCUGAGCCUCGCACGCGAGGCCCCGUCCCGUACACGCCAUGUCGUACCAACAGGAGCCCCCGUACGUGCCGAGAAUGCCCUUAAGGGUCUCGAGUGAGAUGGCCUCGCUUUGACCACGUGCCUAGGCACCUCGCGGGACCUCUCACAUCUAGCCCCUUUAGCCCAGCAAGCAAAGUUUAACUCCCACACAUAUCUUUUCUCAUUAAUAAGCACUCUGGUGCUUAGAUAGACACAAAGGAGCUAGAUUGACAGGCACACCUUCGGAAGGUGAGAGUACCCAUUAGUUGCAGGGUACACGCAUGAAUAUGGAAUGUACCUGCGAACCUGGAGGAGUCAGAGUACGAAUACGGUACCCCCGUCAGACAAGUAGUGGGAGCACUAGGAGAGGGGGCAUAGCAUACGUGUCUAUGGCCAGAUGUCAGAGUCGACACCACCACCUACACCACUCCUCUGACAUUCGUACGAAGCAAGUAGUGGGGACAUCCUCAUUGUACCUGGCUACGUACCGGAACCAACAUCACUACCCCUGAAACCACUCUCCUGACAGUGUACUUGUGUACCACCUGGUCCCCUGGACCACAAUAUAUCAGGGGCCAUUAGAGCUCACUAUAAAAGCAACUCCACUUCCACUUGGAAGGGGGUUGUUGGAAAAAUUACUAUAGCAUUGCACCAAAAUCAAUACAAACUGAGUUCACCAUUUUUCUUUUGCAAUUAUUCUUGGAGUUUCUACUUAGAUUUCUAAAGUUUUUCUUUUUAUAAUCUCUACGUUUCUAUUUUUCUAACUUGACUUAGUUAACGAGUUCUCACCAUCAACAUUGAGUUUUCUUGCUAGGCUUUGGC
Molecule: messenger RNA, 14738 nt
Organism: Humulus lupulus (European hop)
Lineage: Eukaryota; Viridiplantae; Streptophyta; Magnoliopsida; Rosales; Cannabaceae
Exons: 3
Coding region: 6639-7856 (405 amino acids)
Source: RefSeq, a predicted model, not a curated record